GCCCCGCGCCUGUACGGGGAGCGAGGGCUGGGGGCAUUUCCCCUUGUGAGCAGCCCCCUCCGCUCCCCGGGCAGCGUCGCCUCUCCAGAACCCUCACGGCAUCCUACCGAAUCAUAAAAUGUUCAAGGCUGGAAGAGACCUUAAACUACCCCUAAACCACAUCACCCUGAGCCAGAUCCACGCACCUCUUCAACACCUCUAGGGAUGGUGACUCCACCACUUCCCUGGGCAGCCUGUUCCAAGGCCAGAUCACCCGAAUAGUGAUUUUUUUUCCCCCUGAUAUCUAAUCUGAAUGUCGCCUGUCCUGCGCCUGCCGCAUUCUCCCGCGCCCCCUCCCCUCACGCAGCCGCCAGCAGCUCCUCGCUGCUCCCCCGGCGCUGCCCCUUGCUCCCAGCCUGAGGCGGGCCGUGCCCGCAUCCCUGCCCCUCUUAUCCCACCCUUGGGAACCCGGGCCAGUGCAGCCCUUCAGAGACUUGGGCAGGACUCUCGGAGCCACAGAAUCGCUGAGGCUGGAAAGGACCUCUGCGGCCAUCGAGUCACUCCUGUGACCGAUCACCACCGUGACAACCAGGCCCUGGCACUGAGGGCCACGUCCGGACAGUCCCUAAACACCCCCAGGGACGGUGACUCCACCACCCGAGCACUCAGCCUGAGUCCUGCUGUGUUGGCAGAACCCGGUGCCACAGAAUGUCCCUGCCGUGACUGCGUGUGCCAGGGGCCGAAGGUGACAGCAACGGGAGGGGUGCCGUGGCAGUCUGUCCUUCUGUCAGCAGAGUUUGCUCUGCUCCCGGAUGGAUGCCAGGGGGCCGCCGAGGUUCCUGGCUUCUCGGCUGCGAUGCGGCCACGACCUGGCUGCUGCUGCCGGCCGGGCACGUUAGGCCCUGGUUCACCACAGACCCUCAGUCUGGGACAAAGGCUUGCUGUUCCUGGAGUUUGGGAACCUGUGCCUAAAUCUGUACCAGUGAGAAGAGCAGAGGAUGCGUCUACCCGAGGAAGGGUUGGCAGAGGUGUGUCGAGUCUGUACCCAUCCAAGGGACACGUCUCUCCUGUGCCCUGGCAAACGGCAGUGAUGGCUCUGUCUGUCCUGCACAGGCUGGGACAGGCUCAGCCUUGCUGAGUGCCUAAACCUGCUCACUAGUUUUGAAAGUGAAUCAGGUUAAAACUGAGGAAAAAAUAUAUAUUUUCCAUUACCAGUCAAAAAUAAGAAAUUCUGACCUCCUAGAAAUGCUGGAAGUUGUCCAUUUGCCUUGCGUGGGAGUGCUCCCAAAGCAAGCAACUGGUUUUCAAAAUUAAACGCAAUGCUGACUGUAUAGUCUUUCAAAGUUGAUAGUGUAUUUGUUGCUAUUGCUUAAGCUGCAGUCAUUGCUGUUUCAACAGCACUGUGUAGGUAUUGUUUUCUGCCAAGACCUCUUCAACAGUGCACCUUGAAAUUUCACUUCUCUGAAGUCUGGAGUGCAAAAAUAAAUUGUUUCUAUUUCAAAAGAGAAACUUUAAUUUACUCCCACACAAUAGUCCUGAGGAAGAGGUAGAUCCUGGUAACAGCAGAAAUGUGCAGAGGCCGCUGCAAGGCACAGGAGGAGAGUGUGCCAAAGUCUUUGGAAGCAGGUUUCUGUGAAUGCACAAGCAUUCAAGAAAGAAGCCCAUUUCCCAAGGAACCUGGGAUGCUAAAGUCACUGGGAGGUUUUCAAAAGUAGGUUUGGUUUGUAAUCUGUGACACAUGGAAACAUUGGAAUAAAGGUUUUGUGUCAGACAUUCAUUUUAAACCAGUAUUUUACCCCAACACACCUUUCUAAAAAUACCUGAACACAUGUGGCUGAAGUAAAGGAUGUAGUCAAUAUUUUAUUGA
Vidua macroura (Pin-tailed whydah) is the source of this 1846-nucleotide messenger RNA. RefSeq lists its product as uncharacterized. Lineage: Eukaryota; Metazoa; Chordata; Aves; Passeriformes; Viduidae. The transcript is spliced from 2 exons. The coding region runs from base 293 to 1117 and encodes 274 amino acids. The record is from RefSeq and is a predicted model, not a curated record.